Messenger RNA from Chrysoperla carnea, 2253 nucleotides. RefSeq names its product transcription factor AP-4 (gene crp). Gene Ontology annotation, molecular function: protein dimerization activity; RNA polymerase II cis-regulatory region sequence-specific DNA binding; DNA-binding transcription factor activity, RNA polymerase II-specific. Gene Ontology annotation, biological process: regulation of transcription by RNA polymerase II. Bases 236 to 1438 code for a protein of 400 amino acids. The transcript is spliced from 3 exons. The record is from RefSeq and is a predicted model, not a curated record. NCBI's taxonomy places the organism in Eukaryota, Metazoa, Arthropoda, Insecta, Neuroptera, Chrysopidae. Gene Ontology annotation, cellular component: nucleus.
AAUGUGUAUCAGCUGUGUAGUGUGUAGUAAUAUCACAAUUGGCGUCACCACUCAGACCUCAGCUGUUUCCCGCCAUCAGAAAACCGCUGUGAGGCUUUGAGUGUGCCCGUCCCGCGUAAUAGUAUCUAGGCUAGUUGAUUUUUGUAAUUUAAGUGUCAAUUUUUUUACAAAUUGCAAGUUUAUUGUUUUUUUCGAUAAUAAUUACGCGAAGAAACAAAGUUUAAAAUAAAGUGUUAUGUCUAUAAAUAUAAAAACUGAGGAGGUCAUUAUUGAAGAAGUUGAUCUAUUCGGAAAUUUUAAUAGAGUAAAAUCCGAAGAAGGGCCCGAAUUAACGGGCGGAGGUGGAAGCAUGGAAGCCGAAAAACGCAUUCGUCGUGAAAUUGCAAAUAGCAACGAACGCCGCCGAAUGCAAAGUAUAAAUGCUGGCUUCCAAUCAUUACGGACCUUACUUCCACACCAUGAAGGCGAAAAAUUGAGCAAGGCUGCAAUUUUGCAACAAACGGCCGAAUAUAUUUAUUCAUUGGAACAAGAAAAAACACGACUACUUUCCCAAAAUUCUCAACUAAAACGUUUAGUGAAUCAACAUGAAGGUAACGAAAUACCAACAAAGAAACGUAAACACGAGAAUACAUCAUCCUCGACACCACCAACUAUGACCACAAUAUCAACCACAGUAAUCUCUGAGUCAGCGGAUGAAGGUAUCGAUACAAUGUCUCCAGAACCUGUUGGCAUUUCAGUUGUACAAACAAACGCAAAUAUUGAAUUAAUGGAAGUACGUGCACAAUUAGAGCGUGAACGACGCAUGCGUAUACUUCUAGAAGAGGAAUUGCGUGCUCUCGAAUCACAAGUUGUUUACUCAUCACAAGUAUAUCAAACUAACGGCGAUAAUGCAGUGAUAGUUUCCCUACCAGAUGAUAUGGAAGUUGUUAGCAUGGAAUCAGUUCCACCAGUUGCACAAACACAAACAGUUGAAUCGUCACCACAAAUAAUGUCACGAUCACCGAGUCCACAAUUGCAACAACGUUUACCCAGUGCACUCGAGGCGGCUAUUAAAGCUGAACCAAAAGUAGAAGUUGAGCGUUUACCGCCUCCCUCCCCAACGCCAUCUUGUCCUGAGGAGAUCACAUCAUCAUCACAAACACAUCUCUAUGUACAUGCAAAUACUUCACGACAAAAUUUAGAGACUAUUGUCGAAGCAAUACGCCAUCUGGAAGGUGAAAUAUUCGAUGAUACAAAACAACGGAGUACAACAGUUGUGUCAACGGUGAGAGGAGCAACACCUUCAACAGCAGCUACACAAGAAGUACCGCUUGCAUUGACAACAAAACCAAAAGAAAUCACACAACGACUACUCAAUCCAUAUUUACAGUUUCAUCCUACUGUUCAACAGCAACAGCAAACUCGACCUGGUGUUAUUGUUGUGAAGUCACAUUCGUGAUCAGAGGUAAUACAGCAUGCACCAGCUCCAAAAGUGACAAAUCAUCUUCAACAGCAGAAAAAAAGAAAUACAAUCGAGAAUAAUCCAAUUAUCUUGCCUUUUUGACAACAGUAAAUCCAAAACACAAAAUCAAAUUAGCCAAAAAUUAUGUGACAUAGUAGAAUUUUCUGUUCCUGCAAAAAUUAGACAACAAUCCGACUGUGGAGACUUUUAUUUUUGAUGUUCUGAAUAGUUCUUCAAAUGUGAAGCACGAUUUUUUUAACGUUGGCGAUAUAGUUUCCUUCAAAAAAAAAUCCUUUCCAAACCACCACUGAGUUAAACAAAUCGAAAUUUAUUUCUAAGGAAAACAUGGGGAAAAAAUUCAUGUCAAAAACUAAGAUAUUUCGAAAUAUAUCUUCGAUACAUCAAAAUGAAAGUCUCCACAAAAAUCUUUCUUAUUUCUAAUCUCGAUUAAACUACCUAAAUUCAGACUUCUGGAGAGAAAAUUCUAUAUUGUUCAUAGAUUAUAAUAUUAUUCUAUUGCGAAUUGUUUAUAUAAAAAAAUAUUAUACAGUAGCUAGAAUUUCGAAUAUGUAGACAAAAAAAAUAUAGUGUAGCCAAAAAAAAAAAUAUAUUUUGAUUUGUGUGUCGUCGGAGGAUAUUCAUAAUUUUUGAAGGACAUUCAACUGCUGAAGAUGAUGUUAUAUUGCUGCUAAAUAGUUGACACGCCUCAUUUAAUAGGUGUUUGUGGCGCUGAGAUAGAGACAGUUUUUUUUGACGUUACGAUUGACGACGAGUUUAUUAAUUAAUUAUUACGACAUUACCAAUAUUGAAAA